AUGGCUCGUGAUACUACCUCUACCGAAGCAACACCCCCUAUAGUGGAGCUUGCCAGACACGACACAAGCUCGUCCACAGGAAGCGCACUCCGACCACCUCACGGUAAUUGGGCACUCAACAUUAGUGGUGUUUGUUCAAAAUGCAAUCAUUACAACAGCUCGCUCCAGGUGCAUGUGAGGAUUUCAGACGAUUCGACACAGUCCGGCGAUAUAUACUGCAAAAGGUGCCGGGGCCUAUGGGCGGUUUUUGGGAAAAACAAUGCUACGCGAUUGUCCCUUCUCUCUGCCAUCAGUAUGGAACCAGACCCCAUAGAGGCAGAGUUUCGCGGCACUCUGGUUCAAAUGAUACGGUCUACCAUGCCUGUUGCGGUACUUUCUGCAACUCUUACGGUUAUUCCAGAAUCGGCUGGACCAUCGCGUGGGACGUCCGUCCGUUCUGCUGCUAGGAGUGACCCCCAGAACCCUGCAGCUACGGUCAUCAACGAUACACCACCAACCGCCGAUGAGACGGAGGAUGGACACAAGCAUUCAAACAACAGAAAACGCAUCAAGCUCAGCAAGCAUACUUGGGGAAAGGGCCGAAAAAUCCUUAUCCGUGUUCAGCAUAAAGCCAAAGCGGGGUUCUCCAGAUUGCAAGGCUUUCCCUUUGGUCUCGGGAGAUGGUUUUCAAAGGAGAGCCCAGAGUAUGGAAGUCACCAGCAGGAGCCCACACGCCCGUCAUCCCGUGUAUCGCCCACAAUGGUGGUCACACCAUCACUUCCCGAGGAAGAGCCGCAAACUCAAGCCGAGGCCGAUACCACCUUCGAUGCGACUGCGCUCGAUGUAUGCGCCUCUUCGACAACCACUGUCGAUGCACUAGCUGCACUCAAGGCCUUGAACCCUCAAGCCCUGCAGGCUUUGCCUCCACAGCAGAGGAUUGCAUGGGGCCGUCAGCAACUCACACAUUUUAAAGCUUGUCACACUGCUACUACGGCCACUCCUGCCACAAUCCACAGCGAAUCCCUGACUGACCGUACCGAAAUUCUGCCUACAGUGGAUUACCCGCCUUUUCGACGGCACUCUGUACACUCUUUAGCAUACGUUGGACACGCAUUCGAUACGCGCGAUAACUGGAGCAUAUACCGAGACAGCAGCCGUCCGUUUAGCAUCAGCGAGACUAACCUUUCUGACACGGACACUCUUGUCGACGGGGUGAGCGUAUCCUCCUCGCCCCGCCACAUUCUAAUCGAGAGCCUCCACCGCAACCCCCGCAGAUCGUUAUCGCCACGACCUCUGUCCAUGCAAAGUGCUAUACAGGACUGGGCGCAUGUGCGUCGCAACCGAGCCGAGGCCCGGCGCUCCAUCGACUCGACCGCAACAGGCGGUGCAGUCCGAAGCAUCACCGCUCACAACCGCUUGUCCCGCACAUCCAUGCACCGCGCGUCUUCAGUUUAUGGUGUCGACCCAGCCUCUUCACAAGUCCAAGUCCGGAUCGACGAGGAGUCGGACGGGUCACAGAGGCCACGAUCGCCCUCGCCAUCACGACUGGACCCUGGUAUAGACACGGCUCGGGAAUAA
Molecule: messenger RNA, 1557 nt
Organism: Exserohilum turcica Et28A
Lineage: Eukaryota; Fungi; Ascomycota; Dothideomycetes; Pleosporales; Pleosporaceae
Exons: 1
Coding region: 1-1557 (518 amino acids)
Source: RefSeq, a predicted model, not a curated record